AUGGCCCGCUAUCACCCCCUUAUAGACAGGACUGCAAGCCUGUGGAGGAAGAGGGGCUUCCACACGUUCGUGCUGCGGCCGCACUGCGGGGAGGCCGGGCCCAUCCACCACCUGGUGUCCGCCUUCAUGCUGGCCGAGAACAUCUCGCACGGGCUGCUUCUGCGCAAGGCCCCGGUCCUGCAGUACCUGUACUACCUGGCCCAGAUCGGCAUCGCCAUGUCGCCGCUCAGCAACAACAGCCUCUUCCUCAGCUACCACCGCAACCCGCUGCCCGAGUACCUGUCCCGCGGCCUCAUGGUCUCACUGUCCACCGACGACCCCCUGCAGUUCCACUUCACCAAGGAGCCGCUGAUGGAGGAAUACAGCAUCGCCACCCAGGUGUGGAAGCUCAGCUCCUGCGACAUGUGUGAGCUGGCCCGCAACAGCGUGCUCAUGAGCGGCUUCUCCCACAAGGUGAAGAGCCACUGGCUGGGACCCAACUACACCAAAGAGGGCCCCGAGGGCAACGACAUCCGCCGCACCAACGUGCCCGACAUCCGCGUGGGCUACCGGCACGAGACCCUGUGCCAGGAGCUGGCGCUCAUCACGCAGGCCGUGCAGAGUGAGAUGCUGGAGACCAUCCCGGAGGAGCCGGGCCUCACCAUGAGCCCGGGGCCCCAGUGAGCCCGGCCACGGGGGCCCGCAUCCCAGCGCCUUGACCACGUUCUGUCCUCGGACCCCCCCCCCCACCUGUCGUGGCCUCUGCAUGUGUUCGUUCUCUGUUGCCCUGCAUGUCUCCGUCCUCUGUCUCCGUGCCUCCCCCGGAAGCGGGGCCCAGGAUGCGCUCCGCCCUUUCUUGGCUCAGGUGGCACCCCAUGGCCCAAGUUUGAGGGCCGCCCUGUUGGUGGCCCUGUCCCCAGACCCUCCGAAGCCUGGCCAGGGCUGGUUGUGGGGGGCUGGCCCCUCCGGCCUUUGGAGUCCUGCCUGGGCAAGUCUGAGCGUUGGCCAGGGGUGGAGUUGACCCCCCGUCUUGUUUACGUGGCUGAAGUCCAAGGUGGGGCCUGUGCACAUCUGCUGUGGGCACGGGGCUGCCGGGCCUGGGGGGCUCCGGCGGGGGUUAGUUAGCGCUGGGCUGAGAGCAGGCGGAGCCCUGGCAUCCUGGGCUUGGGCUUGGGCCUGGCGGCGCGGGACCACCACCUCUGCCCAGUCGGUGCCCGGCAGCCUUCUCUGUCCUUCCUCUGGGCCCUGUGCUCUGCUGUCCGCUUCCUGGGCCAUGUCUGGGGCCAGUGCCGCUGGAGGCUCCUGGAUCUGCCACCGGCCCUGGGGGUGGCCCCUCCAAUGUGGUCCCUAGAGUUCUGACCAGACCUGAGUCCUGGCUGGUCCCCUGUGCUGUUGUGUGGACCGAGGCCUUCGCUGUGAAACGCAGUGUUUCGUACAAUCCCGUCCCUCCUAGUGCAUGAGAAAUAAAGAGUAUUUAAGUAAAGAGGCAGGUGGGGUCUCUGUGGGGAGAGGGGCAGCCGUGUCCGUGGCUGAGGUCAAGCCAGGAGCACUGUGGAGGGAAGGACGGGAUUCCUAGGGGAGCGACGGGGCCUGGCCGAUGUGUGUGCUGGUGCACACGGAAGCUGUGGGAGGGAGAAGAGGCCCACGGGGGGCACCCGCCUGCCAUCACAGGCCUCGCCCAGCCUGGCCCCUCUGAAGCGACACUGCCCAUCUGCUGCAGCCCCAUGGCACCGCCUGGGAGGUGUGGGCCUGUGCACUGACAAGCAGACCUAGGCCGUGGGCCUCACACUCUGACGCCUGCACAUCCGGGGAGCUUGUUUAAAAUGCCACUUCCAGGCCCCACCCUCCGAUCCCCAUUCAGCGAGCGGAAGGUGCAGCGUGGAAAUUGAACCCGCUCGGCUUCUGUCCCGUGUUUAACACACAACAUCUGGAGCGCCUGCAGGGAGGGAAGCGAGUGUGCCCUGUGCUGGGCAGGGUCCCGGGUUGGCGCCGAGAAGCCUGUCCCUGCUGCUGCUGAGUGGGGCGGAUGACGGGCUGGCCGUUUCGGAAGCAAUUAGCCCGAGAACAGCGCGAUCCGAGCAAUUGAAGGCCUGGUGAAAGCUGGCUUCCUCCUCCCCUCUUGUCAGCUUGCUUGGCCCAGCCUGCGGCGUCUGUGCCAGCCACCUCCUGGCAUGACACUCGCCCAGUGUCCCCGGGCAGAAGCUCUCCUCGUGCCCUUGCCUCCGGAGGGCCCCUGGAGGGCCAGGCCUGCCCCUGGCCAAGACCCAGGUCCUCCAGUCUCCAGAAGGCUCUUGUCGGUUUCCUGUCGCCGCAUCAGGGCUGGCUGAGGAGCUAGAGGCUGGACAGCUCUGGCUCGUUUCUGUUGGGGAAACAGCAGGUGCAAGUGGCCGGUGGCAGAACCAGGACGGAAGCCAGGAGAGCUCAGCACCCAGGCUCCUCCACCCCACGCUGGGUCCCCUCUGCCUGAAGGACACUGCUGUUCCAGGGUGAGGGGAGCUCCUUUCCAAGGUGUUCCAUCCAUUUCAUAAUAAAAACGUGCUCCGUCUUCUCUUCGUUUGCAAAACGAGGGAGCAGGAUUGGAGGAUCUUUCUAGAAGGUUCCUUGAAAGGAAGAAUUGCCUGCUUCGUGUGCCAGCAUCAGGACAGCAAGGACUCCAUGUUUACUCACUGGGUUUGUCGUGUGAUAGAAGCCUUCAUGUCAUUUUCUCGUCCUCUGUACAGUCUUCUCCUGUGUGCGGAGACCCAGCCCUGAGAACACUACCAAUUCCAAGCGUUUCUUUGCAAGCUCCCCACUAUUUUUUUUUUUAAAAAAAACAACUUGCUUCUGGAUUUUUUUGGUUCUCUGAAAUCUCUUUCAAACAUUUAUUGAGAGAAAAUAUUUUUAAAACAUUCAGGCCUUAAUACUUUUUCCUACCUGGAAGGAAAUAAUUUUCAUUGCAGAAAUUUGGAAAACAUACAAAAAUUGGAACAACAACAGCAAAAAGCCCACUGGUUGACUUAAUAGCAACAAAUAUUUGCUGGUCAUCUGCAUGCCUGCGAUCUACGUUUUAAAACAUAUACAUAUCUUUGAGUUAUUUUUAAAGAAGGUAUUUUUGAGUUGAGAUAUAUGUAUAAUUUUGUGGUUUUCAAAUACUUUAACAGAUCUUUCCAUAUUUCAUUAAAGUAUUUAUAUAAAUCUUAAUUCCUGUUCACAAGACCAUCCCUUGCCGUCAUAGCUCUUUUUGGUUGAGAACAACUAUGGCCCAAUGUUGUGACUUCACUCUGGAGCCACACACUGCUUUCUGGCUGUGCGCCCUUGGGCAAGUUACUUCCCCUCUCUGUGCCUCCAGGGGGCAGGGGAGGAUCCAAGUGCCCUGGCUUCUCUCCAGGGGGCAGGGCCUACGCCAAAGGCCUGGGAAAUGGUGAAGACCUGAAAGAAAAACUUUGGGGGCUGCAAAAUAUGAAAAGGACAGUGUCACAAUCGAUAAGUGUUUGAAUGCCUUCCGAAUGCUGAGCUGCACGUCGACUUUAAUCUUUGUGAAGUUCGGUAUCCACAGAAAUGUCAUUAUAUUUGAAAACAAUUUGUAAAUUGGGUUUUUGGCAAGAGUUCCAGACUAUGCAGGAUGAUUGAAGAGAAAUCAUAAGGCCAAAAAAGAAAAAUAAAUCCUAGCCAAUAGUAAACUAAAUGAGUUACUCAUCGUCAAGUAAUUUCAAAAGCAAAUUCAUAAAAGCCCUUGUACGAUGAAAGCCAAGAAGAGUUCUAUUUGAUGAGGGAAUGUGGGUGCAUUUUAGCUUCUGUUCCGAGGAGGGUGGGGUCGUGGGGCAUCUGGGGUGGGGUCUGUGGAGGGCUGAAAAUGGUCCGGCCAUCAGCUCCGCCUGUGGUCUAGCCGGGCCCCUUUCUCCCGCUGCCUCCCUAACAUUGGGCAGGUUCAGAGUGCCUAGGCGGGGGUCUGUGCAACCCUCGUGUGGCUAGAGGUUCUGGCUCCAGUUAGAGAAGAAGCUGACCUGGAUUUGAAACCUGAGUGUUUCCCGGGGCAAGCCCCCCCUCCCCGACUUCCCAGGUUUGGGGUGCUGUGCAGCCCAUUUCCAGCCUUGCAUGCAGAGCUAGGGUUCAAAUCUAAGUCCACUGGACUCCAGAUUCCAAGUGGACACACAGGCGUGCGGCUCUGAAGGUCCGGCAAACCCCAGAAUCUUGAAAGACCACGCUGUCUGGGAGAUCCGAAUCCCACAUCAUCCGAGACGCGGUGAGCGCCACCCGCUGAGAUGACAGGCCUUUUGGUCUCGUCAAAGGGAAGAGAAGCCGAAAUCUGCCAAGAGGCUGCCCGUGUCAGUCCCGGGUGGCCUGCAGGACCAAUAGCCUGCAUGUUCUUUUCUGCUGGGAGAGCAGGGCCACCCCGUGUAUAGCACCACCCACUGGUGAGGGUGAACCUGAAGAGCUGUCUAAUAAAGUCAUGUGCACUCUC
Molecule: messenger RNA, 4420 nt
Organism: Myotis lucifugus (little brown bat)
Lineage: Eukaryota; Metazoa; Chordata; Mammalia; Chiroptera; Vespertilionidae
Gene: AMPD2
Product: adenosine monophosphate deaminase 2
Exons: 5
Coding region: 1-663 (220 amino acids)
Biological process (GO): IMP salvage; AMP metabolic process
Cellular component (GO): cytosol
Molecular function (GO): AMP deaminase activity
Source: RefSeq, a predicted model, not a curated record